AUGGAGCCAGAGGAAAAUCGAGUAAAGAAGUUCCCGAAGAAGAAAAACGUUCACAUCCUGGCCGUUUGCCUGGACUACAAGGGAACCGAAUCUCCUCUCAGCUGCAUUGUGGAUGGCGAUCGCAUCUGUGAGCUAGCUGCGCAAUCGGGCGUCGAGGACAUCGUCAAGAUGUAUGACGACGGCUCAACAGAAAGCUUCCCUUCUGUCGAAGAGUUGAAGGCCCAGGUGGCCACGAUCUCCGAGCGGUGCAAGCCGGGUCAUUACUUUGUCCUGGCAUAUUCCGGGCAUGGCACCAACCAGGAGAAUGAGGAGGAACAGGAUGGUCUUGACAGUAUCCUCUGCCUCCGCACUCGCGAUGGAGAGAACGACGACAUGGUCGAUGACGACCUUGCGAAGCUGAUUGCUGAAGCUUUCGACCCUGCCGUCACGGUCCUCGUCCUGGCAGACGCAUGCAACAGCGCAGGGGUUCUUGACUGCGACACACCCGGCAUCUGGGGCAAGCGGCAUGUGGUCGCUCUCUCCGGAUGCCAGAACGAGCAAUGCUCCACAGACACUGGCAAUGGAGGUGCAAUGACUAAUGCCCUCUUGCAAGUGCUUGGCAACAAGAAGAUUGCAAAGAUGCGGAAGAAAGGAGGUGUUUCCAUGCAGUACAUCUUCAACCGCAUGGUUGAAGCAAUGCCUGAAGACGAGGAGGAAGAAGGAGAAGAUGAUGAAGAGUACGAAGAGGAGUACGACGAUGACGAGGAAGACUAUUACGAAGAAGACGAGGAUGAGGACGUCGACCCCAUUAGCGGUGAAGUCCCUGAGCCGGGUCAGAACAUCAACAUAUCGUGGCCCGGGGGAUGCGAUCCAACGAAGAUCGCUUUCCCGUUCUAG
This is a messenger RNA of Symbiodinium sp. CCMP2456, 876 nucleotides long. Lineage: Eukaryota; Dinophyceae; Suessiales; Symbiodiniaceae. The record is from the annotation of a GenBank genome assembly.